Molecule: messenger RNA, 672 nt
Organism: Oldenlandia corymbosa var. corymbosa
Lineage: Eukaryota; Viridiplantae; Streptophyta; Magnoliopsida; Gentianales; Rubiaceae
Source: the annotation of a GenBank genome assembly
AUGACGAUUCAGCAAGCGAGCUUCUCUCCUUACGACAACAAUGGAGGCACCUGCGUGGCGGUUGCCGGUGCCGAUUAUUGUGUGAUUGCGGCGGACACUCGAAUGUCCACCGGCUACAAUGUUUUGACCCGCGAUUAUUCCAAAAUACGUCAAUUAGCGGACAAAUCUGUUUUGGCUUCCUCUGGAUUUCAGGCUGAUGUUAGAGCUCUGCAAAAGGUCCUUGAAGCUAGGCACUUGACAUAUCAGCAUCAACAUAACAAACAGAUGAGUUGUCCUGCUAUGGCUCAACUACUCUCAAACACCCUAUAUUACAAAAGGUUCUUCCCUUAUUAUGCUUUUAACGUUCUGGCUGGUCUCGACCAGGAAGGCAAGGGUUGCGUGUUUACAUAUGAUGCCGUGGGAUCUUAUGAGAGGACCGGUUACAGUGCACAGGGGUCUGGUUCCACACUGAUUAUGCCCUUUUUGGAUAAUCAGCUGAAAUCUCCAAGUCCCCUUUUGUUACCUGCUCAGGAUGCUGUCACGCCACUUUCAGAAUCAGAAGCUGUUGAUUUGGUAAAAACUUGUUUCGCUUCAGCUACCGAGAGGGAUAUCUACACAGGCGACAAGCUGGAGAUUCUUGUAUUAAAUGCUCAGGGAAUUCGUCGUGAGUACAUGGAACUUAGGAAAGAUUGA